Molecule: messenger RNA, 2184 nt
Organism: Exserohilum turcica Et28A
Lineage: Eukaryota; Fungi; Ascomycota; Dothideomycetes; Pleosporales; Pleosporaceae
Exons: 3
Coding region: 1-2184 (727 amino acids)
Biological process (GO): transmembrane transport; fungal-type cell wall biogenesis
Source: RefSeq, a predicted model, not a curated record
AUGAAGCUCUCCCUGUCCAGGUCGCUGCUAUGGCUUGCGGCUACUGUCGCCCCCCUCGCCGCCGGCGUCUCUGCUGAGCGCAUCAUCGAGUCCAAGUCGCUCAACCCGUGCAUGGCCAACUCGUCCUUCUCGGCCACGCUCUUCAACGUCGCAUUCACGCCCAGCAACCGCAGUCUGGGCUUCAAGAUCGAGGGAAUCUCCAACAUUGCCGGCAAGAUCGAGGCCGACAUCGAGCUGCUCGUCUAUGGCUUCUCGGCCAUGAACCAGAAGCUCGACCCCUGCGGCCAGAAGGAACUCGAGGGAAUGUGCCCCAUGAACGCCGGCCCGCUGACCAUCAAGUCCAACAUCGACAUUAGCCAGGAAAUCAUGAGCGCAAUCCCAGGCAUCGCAUACACGAUUCCUGAUCUCGACGCCGUCGUGCGUGUCAAGAUCAAGGAUCUCGAGUCGCACGUGCAGCUGGCCUGUGUAGAAGCAGAGCUGUCCAACGGCCACUCGGUCGACCAAAAGGCCGUGGCCUGGGUGACGGCCGUCAUUGCCGGCCUGGGCCUGAUGGCGUCGGCCAUCACGUCUGGCCUGGGCCACUCCAACACGGCUGCCCACGUUGCCGCAAACGCCAUGUCGCUCUUCGGAUACUUCCAGGCCCAAGCCCUGAUCGGCAUGUGCUCUGCCCCUAUGCCGCCCAUUGUCUCGGCCUGGACCCAGAACUUCCAGUGGACCAUGGGCAUCAUCCGCGUCGGCUUCCUCCAGGACAUGGCCACUUGGUACCAGCGCGCCACGGGCGGAACACCCACGACGUACCUCUCGCAGCUGUCCUUCAUCUCAGUCGAGGUCCAGAGGAAGAUGAGGAUGAGGCGUGCCAUCGACUUUACCACGGGAGCCAUCGGCCGCCUCAUGGCACGUAGUAACGCGGCCGCUACCGAGGCCCAGGCUGGCGGAGAGCGCAUUGUGCUCCACGGCAUUGAGCGUGUUGGCUUCAAGGCCAGGAUCGAGACGACCAACAUCUUCUUCACCGGCUACACUUUCUUCAUUGUCUUUGUCCUCUUGACUGUGAUUGGUGUUGUUGCUUUCAAGUACAUGUGCGAGGGCCUGGUCAAGGCUGGCAAGAUGAAGGGCGACACGUUUGUCGACUUCCGCAACGGCUGGCAGACUGUGCUCAAGGGUAUCCUCUUCCGUGUGGUGCUCAUUGGCUUCCCCCAGAUGAUGGUUCUGAGCUUCUGGGAGCUGACGCGCCGUGAUUCUGCCGGCUUGAUUGUGCUGGCCAUUCUCUCCAUGAUCACCAUGAUUGGUAUCCUUACCUGGGCUUCUUCCAAGGUGGUGCGCAUAGCGCAGCGAUCCAUUGCCAUGCACAAGAACCCCGCCUACAUCCUCUACUCGGACCCUGUGGCGCUCAACAAGUGGGGCUUCCUCUACGUGCAAUUCAAGGCUGCCGCCUACUGGUUCAUUAUCCCAUGGCUCGGCUACCUCCUCAUCAAGGCCAUGUUUGUCGGUCUCUCCCAGGACAGCGGCAAGGUGCAAGCGUUUGCCAUCAUCAUCAUCGAGGCGAUUCUCCUCGUCACGGUCUGUGUCCUGCGCCCAUGGAUGGACAAGAAGACCAACGGUUUCAACAUUGCCAUUGCUGCCGUCAACUUCCUCAGCGCCUUUUUCCUGCUCAUGUUUACAGAAAUUUUCAAGCAGCCGCCUAUCGUUACCGGUGUCAUGGGUGUCAUCUUCUUCAUCAUCAACGCGGCCUUUGCUCUCAUCCUCUUGCUCAUGCUGCUCGUCUCGUCUGGCUUUGCGCUCUUCACCAAGAACCCCGACACGCGCUACCAGCCCAUGCGCGAUGACCGUGGCUCGUUUAUCAAGUCGCAAACGCAGCUGACGACGGAGCUGGAUGCGCUCGGUGCUACGGCGCGUGGCGAGGGCAAGGGCGCGCAGGGGGGAUCCCGCAGCCGCAUCGACGAUGACGAAGAAUACUACUCUGACGAACAGCGACAACUGGCAGCCAAGGAAGGCCAGUUUGGCGAGCACUAUGCCGCUGCACCACCCCGCAGCGCCGGCAACGACGGAAGCAACCCAUCGGCUCCCCCGUCGUUUUACGAUCGUCGCAGCCCGGCGCCGUCAUACCGCCCCGGCAGCCAGGGCCAACAGUUCCGACAAGCCAACAGCUCGAGCCCAUGGCAACGGGGUGCGGGUUAUGAGCAUUGA